Molecule: messenger RNA, 1220 nt
Organism: Teleopsis dalmanni
Lineage: Eukaryota; Metazoa; Arthropoda; Insecta; Diptera; Diopsidae
Product: neurogenic locus notch homolog protein 1
Exons: 3
Coding region: 106-1158 (350 amino acids)
Source: RefSeq, a predicted model, not a curated record
UUUAGUAGAAUUUUAGCAACGAACGCGUCUAAUUCAUUUCGUUUAGUUGAAUUAUUAUAAUAAAUCAUUUUUAUUAAAUGCACAUGUGAACUCGUAUACUAGUACAUGUUUCUACAAAUAGACGAUAAGAUGUUGACUUGGCACAUAUUGCAUCAGCAACGUCCUAUAAUUUUUUGGUGUCUUUCAAUUUUAUUUCUUUGUUCCAUACUGCAACAGAAUUUUGUAGCAACAUAUAAUACGCAACAACAUUUUUCGAACUCUUAUCAGCAUUUGCCGCAAGAACCGUAUCAGAUACAGCAACCUCAGUACCAAGAGGAAUCAUUAAAACGGCACACACUAUAUUCUAACAACAAUAAAGAACAACAAACAAAUGAAAGACUUAGAAUGCCAUCGAGAUCACUGAAACAGUCAAACGAUCAGUCAACGACAAAUUAUAAGAAACGACCUGCUGUUAUGGUGAAUAAUAUUACAGAAUCAUCACAGCAUAAGCAAAGAAUUUGGGUGCCGCCAGAUGUUAUUGAAAAAUAUCCAUUUGCUUUCACACUUCAAUUAGAUAAGAAACAGAAUUAUGCACAAAUUGAGAUAUGCGCCACUGACUAUAGACCGAUACGUUGGUAUGGCAAGGUAGUCUGUCGUCCAGUAUGCAAUAAUUGUAGAAAUGGUUUUUGUGUGGCACCUGGCGAUUGCAAAUGCUUUGAGAAUUACGUCAAAAGUGACAACGACGAUUGUGUUUUCACAUGUCCGUUGGGUUGCUUAAACGGACAAUGCUACUUAGAUGGCCGUUGUGUAUGUAAUCCAGGGUACACACUGGAUGAAACACGAAAGUUUUGUCGUCCGAUUUGCAGUGGAGAUUGCGGUCAAAACCCUAAACACAACUGCACUGAGCCGGAAGUAUGCAGUUGUCGUAACGAUUUUCAGUUAACUAGUAAUGGCUGCAAGCCUAUAUGUGAUCCAGAUUGUGGAGUUGGCGGAUAUUGUGUGGAACAUGAAAAUGAAAAUGCAUGCAAAUGUGAACCUGGUUAUCGUAUAAAAGAUAAAACUUGUCAAUCAGAUUGUUAUCAAAAAUGCGACAAUGGAAUAUGCUUUAGUCCAAAUCGAUGCAUUUGUAAACCAGGUUUUUCAUUCCACGAGCGUUCCACAAUUUGUGUGCCGAAUUAAAGAUAAAUAUUAAUGAGUUAUUAAGUUUUAGUGCUUGAGAUAAGAUAAUAAUAUUUGAUUGU